Molecule: messenger RNA, 1326 nt
Organism: Sinocyclocheilus grahami
Lineage: Eukaryota; Metazoa; Chordata; Actinopteri; Cypriniformes; Cyprinidae
Gene: tpst2
Product: tyrosylprotein sulfotransferase 2
Exons: 5
Coding region: 214-1311 (365 amino acids)
Biological process (GO): peptidyl-tyrosine sulfation
Cellular component (GO): Golgi apparatus
Molecular function (GO): protein-tyrosine sulfotransferase activity
Source: RefSeq, a predicted model, not a curated record
UGGCAUAAACCACUUUCACUUUUUUAAUAUGCAAAAAAAGUGAUUUUUAAAGAAUGUGUAAUUCAAAGAUAAGGUCAAAAAGCUUUGUAAGGCACUAAUAUUUCCUGUAACCAGUUUUCUUGCUGUUAUCAACAAAACAUUUGCAGAAGUAGUCAACAGAGGAAGUACAGUCACUUCUGUGUUUAAGCAUAGCCUUUUUUCUGUCUUGGCGUGAUGCGGCUUUCAGUCAAACGGGCAGUUGUACUCCUGCUAACGCUCUUCGGAGCUUGUACGCUUACUAGGACUCUAUAUGAGGUGCUAACAUGCCCUGGAGAGGUUCCCAGAACUCAUAUGGUGUCUAUACGGGCUCAAAAAUGGAACCAGACACAGUACCGGUAUAACCAGAACACACCGAUGGUGUUUGUGGGUGGGGUUCCACGAUCAGGGACCACCUUGAUGCGUGCCAUGCUUGACGCCCACCCUGACAUCCGCUGCGGGGAGGAGACGCGGGUGAUCCCCAGGAUACUGUCUCUGCGGCAGGGCUGGGGGAGGCAGACGGAGGAGCGCUGGGCGCUGGAGGACGAGGGAGUCAGUCAAGAGAUGCUGGACGCUGCGACCAGAGCGUUCCUGCUGGAGGUCAUCGCACGGCACGGGGAUCCUGCGCCACUGCUGUGCAAUAAAGACCCCUUUACACUGAAGAGUGCUGUUUAUCUGUCACACAUUUUCCCCAACUCUAAAUUCCUGCUAAUGCUCAGAGACGGCCGGGCGUCUGUGCACUCUAUGAUCUCCAGACGAGUGACUAUCGGUGGCUUCAACCUGUCCAGCUACAGGGACUGUCUGACUAAAUGGAGCAAUGCAAUCGAAGCCAUGCUCUCCCAGUGUAUGGCAGUAGGCCGGAGUCGCUGUAUGACCAUCCGCUACGAGAAUCUGGUGCUGCAGCCACGAGCCACCAUGCAGCGUGUGCUGCGCUUUCUGAAAUCACCGUGGCACGAAGGGGUGCUUCACCAUGAGGAGGCCAUCGGGCAGCCUGGAGGAGUAUCACUGUCUCGAAGUGAACGCUCCACAGAUCAGGUGAUCAAACCAGUUAACCUGGAAGCCCUCACACGCUGGGUAGGCCACAUCCCAGCAGACGUCCAGCAGGACAUGGAGAACAUUGCGCCAAUGCUGCGCAAGCUGGGCUACAACCCCAAAGCCAAUCCACCAGACUAUGGUCAACCAGAUCCGGAAGUGAUCAACAAUACUGAAAGGGUACUGAGAGGAGAUUUUAAAACUCCCAUGAGACUGAAAAGAUUGGUACAAUAUGCGUUGCAUUGUGUAGUGUUUGAGGAUUGAAGGAAAUGUUCAAGC